AUGUCGUGGAAGCUUUCCGACGGCUUCCUCGUCUUCUCCAUUCCUCCACACAAUGGCAUUCGCCUUUUGACAUUGCAGCCCAACGCACAGCUUAAGACCAUCUUCGAAAGCUCCCUUCUGAUCGGAUGGAUCGCAGCCCUCUCCUUCGAAAUCGCGGCAGCGACAGCGAUGUUGGACGAGAUUCAUACCACCUUACCUUCGGACUUCAACGACCACAACUCAUACACACUUUGGUCCAUCCUGGGCGACAAUGUUGUUAUUGCGUGUUUGCCAGCUAGUGUCAACGGUGCCACUUCAGCCGCAAUAGUAGCGGCUCACAUGUUGUUUACCUUUCCAGAAAUACGGUUCGGACUGAUGGUUGGUAUCGGAGGAGGAGCACCAAGCGACAAAGUCGAUAUUAGACUCGGAGAUGUUGUGGUGAGCGAGCCAGCCGACGGGGUUGGUGGCGUGAUACAAUACGACUACGGAACGGUCACCAGUGGUGGGUCUUUCCAGCGAACAGGAGCUCUCAACAAACCACCACUGGUGCUAUUGGCUGCAGUCAACCAGCUGAAAGCGAAAGUCGUGAUGAAGAAUAACAACAUACCACUUAAUAAAUCCCAAAUUGCGAUGCGGUAUCCCAAAAUAUCAAAGUUCACUUGUUCGGGCAACAGUCAGGAUCACCUAUACAAAGUCAACUAUGAGCACGUUGGAGGAAAUACAUGCGAUCAUUGCAGCAAGAUUCAGAUUAUGAAUCGACAAUCAAGACCAUCAGCCGACUCAGCCAUUCAUUACGGUUUGAUUGCAUCGGGAAAUCAAGUAAUGAAACAUGCAGCCACGAGAGACCGACUGGCACAGGAACUGGGGAUUCUGUGCUUCGAAAUGGAAGCAGCUGGAUUAAUAGAUCCGCAGGUCAACCAACAGAUCAAACAACCGCACUGA
Molecule: messenger RNA, 921 nt
Organism: Aspergillus heteromorphus CBS 117.55
Lineage: Eukaryota; Fungi; Ascomycota; Eurotiomycetes; Eurotiales; Aspergillaceae
Product: Pfs domain protein
Exons: 3
Coding region: 1-921 (306 amino acids)
Biological process (GO): nucleoside metabolic process
Molecular function (GO): catalytic activity
Source: RefSeq, a predicted model, not a curated record